Molecule: messenger RNA, 480 nt
Organism: Nicrophorus vespilloides
Lineage: Eukaryota; Metazoa; Arthropoda; Insecta; Coleoptera; Silphidae
Product: DNL-type zinc finger protein-like
Exons: 1
Coding region: 37-438 (133 amino acids)
Biological process (GO): protein import into mitochondrial matrix; protein stabilization; protein folding
Cellular component (GO): mitochondrion
Molecular function (GO): zinc ion binding; protein-folding chaperone binding
Source: RefSeq, a predicted model, not a curated record
AAAGGACAUCGUAACAUAACCUUACUAAACAGAAAAAUGUCGUUUCGCAGGUUGCUGAAUGUUGUUCAGAGGCAGUUUGUGCCUGUUUUGGUGAAAUCUCGUCGUCAGUUCCAAACUGGACCUGUUUUACUAUGCAAAGGACAAGAAGCGAAAACGUCGAUACCUUUAGGAAAACUAGAAGGUAAACUUCAAUUGGUGUACACUUGCAAGAAAUGCAACACCCGAAACAUUCACCAUAUAUCAAAAGUGGCUUACACCAAGGGCGUUGUGAUAGUGACUUGCGAGGGUUGCCAGAAUAACCAUCUGAUAGCAGACAAUCUGAAGUGGUUCACAGAUCUGGAUGGCAAAAGGAAUAUUGAGGAGAUCUUAGCAGAAAAGGGGGAGACGGUGCAGAAAUUGUCAACAGGAAGUCUUUUAGAAGCAAUUAAAAAAGAUUAAAAGUUAGUUUAAUUAUAUUAAUAGUACAAAAUUAAUUGUAUA